Kwoniella shivajii is the source of this 1470-nucleotide messenger RNA. RefSeq lists its product as uncharacterized. Bases 1 to 1470 code for a protein of 489 amino acids. The record is from RefSeq and is a predicted model, not a curated record. The transcript has 3 exons. NCBI's taxonomy places the organism in Eukaryota, Fungi, Basidiomycota, Tremellomycetes, Tremellales, Cryptococcaceae.
AUGUCUGAGAUUACUCAAAAACCCAAACGUACUGUCAGAUUCCAAACUCCGGAGAGACCUCCUUCUCUAUUUCAUACUUUGACCGACGAGUUUCUCAUUCAAGUCGGAAAGCUACUCCUACCUGGCGAUCCAUUACCUAUACCAUCUUUUCGACCUCAUUUCGAAAAUCCCAAACACCCAUUUGAGAAUAGAUUGAGAUACAACGAUUACUUGGCUUUCAGAGAAACAUGCCAUCGGGUAUCAUAUCUUUCGAAGCCCGUUAAGGGGAAUUUGGAAAUCGAAAUUAAGAACAAAGAGUCAUUUGCGAGAUGGUUGAAAGCUCCACAAGAUGUUCUGAGCAGAGUCACUCGUUUACGCUUAAAUUUCACCUUGGAGACAACGGCAAAUUGUCCCCUGCAACAAGUACACGAAACAGCUUGGGCAGCAUUCAUAUCACUCCUCGAACGAUUACCCAAUUUGCUGGAACUUUACUUGGCUGCCACACCAUUCUGUUGGCAUGGGAAACAUGGUCAAACGUUGAUGUUCGAAUUACCUGACAGCACAGAAUCCUUCCCCAGUAUAAUCUCUUUCGCCAACGAAACCAAAUGUAGAGGAUGCGCAGAGCACUUGACAACGUUAUUCUACUGUAUGCCGAAGUUGAAACAUGUGAAGUGUACUUCUCAAGACAGUGUAUCACAAGAUGACCUGAUGGAAGAUCCGUAUGAUAUUUUCUGCAAUUUGGACAAUCGUCGAUUUGUAGAAUCAAUAGAAACGUUAUACUUGAAAUAUUGGGAUUUGAGUACCUUUGACUCGAUGCAGGUACAAGAGCUAAAUAGAGGUGCUCCAAAUCUCAAGAAAUUGGUCUAUUCUUCUCACAAAAUUGAACAACCAUAUACGUUGAGACAGAGAGCUAGAGUUGAAGCCUUAAGUCAUCCGACAAAUGGACAAUGGAUAUUCUUAACUACAGGUGAUCCGGAUGAAGAUCGUACUAUCUUCCAUGGUCAAUUGCCCGAUUUUGCGGAUCUUUGGAGUCCACUCAGAAAUAUGGAAGAAAUCGAUCUUGGUAUUAUCUUGAAUAUCCCUCAAUAUACCACAAAACCUCAAAUUCCAUCGGGACCCACUAGAAAUGCACAACCCGACCAGAUCUCCGCCGAGUCUUCUUUCCGAGUAAACGUCGUCGGCCAUGAAAUAUAUAGAGCGAAAUAUGAACAGGCCAUGAUCGCAGCCACCAAAUAUCUGAAAACGCGAUGGGGUACUUUGAAGAAGGUAUUCUGGUGGGAAGAUCGGGAUAAGAGGACUGAUUCUCCAACUAGAGAUUAUCUCAGAUGGUCUGCUAACAUCGUUGAGCAAGAAGAAGCAAGUGAGAAUCCGAUUGUGCAGAUAUUGAUAGAAGGUCCGGAAAGGAUGGAUCACUCUUUCACUUGGUCAGAUGAUGGUUCCGUUUAUCCAGAAGUUGAAGACCCCGUGGACCAAAGGUCCCCAAGAUCAUGA